Molecule: messenger RNA, 2460 nt
Organism: Rotaria sp. Silwood1
Lineage: Eukaryota; Metazoa; Rotifera; Eurotatoria; Philodinida; Philodinidae
Source: the annotation of a GenBank genome assembly
AUGGCAUCUAUUAAUGAUUCUAUUGUUGAUGAACAUUGUCAUCUUCUUGUCGAUUAUCUCAAUAAAGUUCUUAGGCAUCCAAAGUUUCGUGCACAUCCAGCAACGUGUGAAUUUUUCGAUGUAAGUUGUUUAUCCUUCAUUCAUGGUUUAUCAGUUAGCCGAAAAGAAGGUUAUCUAUUGGAAAAAUCGAAUGAUUAUCAUUGUGAUCACGGUGCUUUCUUUCAUUCACGAUAUUCUUGUAAUUUAUGCAAAUGUCAUGAUGGUCCAAAAUGGUUUGUUAUUAAAGAUAGUUAUAUAGUUGAUAUACAACCAGAUAUACACGAAGUAUGUUUUCCUAUGUUAGUUGAUCGUGGGUUUCAAGUUUUAACUGGUAUUCAUAAUACUGGUCAUAAUAAUAGUAUUAAAAUAAAAAAUUUACAACGUACAUUAGUUAUUAAAUGUUCAACAGCACUUGAUUGUGAUGAAUGGACACAACAUUUAUCAAACUUAAUUGAACAAGCAAAAGAUUUUGUCAGUGCACUACAAAGUCGAUUUAAUUCAUAUGCACCUGUUCGAGAAAAUCAAUUAGCUUAUUGGUUUAUUAAUGGUAAAUCAUACAUGGAAGCUGUCGCUAAAGCACUUUUAACUGCUAAAGAAGAAGUUUUUAUUACUGAUUGGUGGCUUUCACCUGAAGUUAUGUUGAUUAGACCAACAGAUGAUGAAACAUUUCGACUAGAUAAUAUACUAGGAAGAAUAGCUGUAAAAGAUGCAGGAGUUCGUGUUUAUGUGAUGCUUUUUAAGGAGAUGUCAUUUGCUUUAGGUUUAAAUAGUUUACAUACAAAAAAAACUUUAGUUUCUAAAAGUAAAAAAGGAUUUAUUAAAGUUAUUCGACAUCCCAAGUAUAAUACUAAGGAUGGACUACUUUUGUGGUCUCAUCAUGAAAAAACGGUUGUUAUCGAUCAAAAGAUUGCCUUCGUUGGUGGAAUUGAUUUAUGUUAUGGCCGUUGGGAUGAUGAACAUAUGCGUCUUGUCGAUUUGGGUGAUAAAAAUGAUACAAAAUUGAAAUCUCCGUUUGAUAUAGCUGCAGAAAAUGUAGCAUCAGGUGGCAGAGAAACUGUAGAAGCAGCACAAAUAACUACUAUGCAAAUGGCUGAACAAGCUGGUAAAACAUCUAUUAAGACAGGAAUAAAAGAUGAUGAAGACUCUGAUGAUGAAAAAAUUCUUGAAGAACAACAACCAAUUAUUAAUACAACACCUGAACUUGAUAGAAAACAUCGAUAUUUUAUUGGAAAAGAUUAUGCGAAUGCAUAUGAAAAAGAUUUUAAAGAACUUGAAGAUUUCAGGUCAGAUUAUAUUAUACGAACAUUAGUACCACGUAUGCCAUGGCAUGAUGAAGCAUUAGUUGUAUUUGGUCAAACGGCUCGAGAUGUUGCAAGACAUUUUAUUCAACGAUGGAAUAUUCAUAAAUGUGAAAAAUAUCUGAACAACAAUCUUUAUCCAUUUCUAUUACCUAAGUCUUACGAUGAUGUUGAAGACUUAGCUGUUGAAAACUGGAGAGAUUUUCUUGAAGGGCAACCAUUUCGUGUAAAUGCUCAAUGUGUUCGAUCAGUUGGACCAUGGUCAGUGAGAACAAAAUCAAUGGAAUCAUCGAUUCAUAAUACUUAUAUACAAAUGAUUGAUGCUGCUAAACAUUUUAUAUAUAUUGAAAAUCAAUUCUUUAUUACUAUUGCUCAAGAUUCAGUGGUUCAAAAUCAAAUAGCUGAUGUUCUUUUUCGACGUAUAGAACGAGCGCAUAAAAAUGCUGAAAAAUUUCGUAUUUAUGUUGUUCUUCCUCUUUUACCUGGUUUUGAUAACACGAAUGCUGUACAAGCUGUACUCUAUUUUAUUAUGCGUUCGAUCAUUAAAGGCGAUAAUUCAUUACUUAAACGACUUGAAAAAGCAUGUAUUCCACCAAAGGAUUAUAUUAAUUUUUUUGGUAUGCGUCACCAUGACAUCCUAAUGGGCCGUCUAGUAACUGAAAUAAUAUAUGUUCAUUCAAAAUUAAUGAUCAUUGAUGAUCGCAUGGCUAUAUGUGGUAGUGCAAAUAUAAAUGAUCGUUCAUUAGUUGGUAAUCGUGAUAGUGAAUUUUGUGUUGUAAUAAAUGAUAUUGAAGAAGAAGAUGGUCGAUUCAAUAGACAGCCAGUUCGUGUAGGAAAAUUUUGUUCUAGUUGGCGUAAAAAGAUCUUUGAAAUGCUAUUAGGUAUUCAAUUCGAAAAUCCAAAUAACAUUGAUGUAACUGAUCCAGUGUCAGAUGAGUUUUAUUCUUAUUUUCAAGAUGUAGCAAAACAAAAUACACUCAUUUAUGAAGAAGUUUUUGCUACAAUCCCAACUGAUCACACUAGAACAUUUGCUCAAGUUACUGCAUAUAAUGGCAUGGCUAAGAUGAAAGAUACGGAUCCAAUAAAAGUAUAUAUGCGAAUGCACAAAUUUCGUAGUUUUUGA